This is a messenger RNA of Miscanthus lutarioriparius, 447 nucleotides long. NCBI's taxonomy places the organism in Eukaryota, Viridiplantae, Streptophyta, Magnoliopsida, Poales, Poaceae. The record is from the annotation of a GenBank genome assembly.
AUGCAGCCGGACCACUCGGAGGUGCCGCUGUCGAGGGGCCUCGGGAUCGACCGCAUCGCCUCGGGCAUCUUCACCGCUGGCGUCGACAAGACCGGCUGUGGAGCCAACAUGGAACGCGUGGUGGUGGCCGCGCUGGACGAGGUGGUGGCCGCGCUGGACGCGCAGUACAAGACGAUGGUCGACGAGCAGCCCGGCAACGCGCUGUUCCUGCGCAACUACGCGCAGUCCCUCCACGAGGCAUAUUCAUUCGGUUGCCAAGAAAGAUGUCAUGUGAAGGGCGACACCAGUAGGGCCGAGGAGUACUACUCGCGCGCCAUGCUGGCGGAUCCCAGCGACGGCGAGAUCAUGUCGCAGUACGCCAAGCUGGUCUGGGAGGUGCCCCACGACCCGGAGAGAUGCCUCGGCUACUUCCAAAAGUCGGUGCAGGCUGCCCCACACGAUAGGUAG